Molecule: messenger RNA, 2049 nt
Organism: Nicotiana tabacum (common tobacco)
Lineage: Eukaryota; Viridiplantae; Streptophyta; Magnoliopsida; Solanales; Solanaceae
Source: RefSeq, a predicted model, not a curated record
CACACAGGUUCUUAGUGCUAAAACCCCAAACAUCCCCCUAAAACCUAAAGCACUCCGUCCUCUUCCCUUUUCUUAGUUCUUUGAAUUUUUUUUCUUUUCUUGGCGAAGUGAGGUUAAGGAGGUGAAUUGGUAAAGAAAUGACCUGUAUCUCUCUCUGUAUUGGAGCUACUACUGCAUUAAAGUUUGUAAGCAAUUGCCAAAACCAUUCAGCGAAGCUGUUCUCUGCAAACCAACAACGUUUUUUCAACCUCAGUUCCGCCAGUUGGAAUUGUUCCAAUUUUUCAGUUCGUCAUACUUCUUGCCGUGGUUUUAAUACUCACAAAUCUUUCUCCACUGUUUUCAAUAGCCUUUCUGUGGAUAAUGGCAACCCCAAGGAAAGGGUGGUUGUCUUGGUAAUUGGAGGAGGAGGGAGAGAGCAUGCGCUCUGUCAUGCUCUAAGGCGAUCCCCUUCUUGUGAUGCAAUUUUCUGUGCACCUGGUAAUGCUGGAAUUUCCAGCUCAGGAGACGCGACUUGCAUAGCAGACCUUGAUGUUUUAGAUAGUUCAGCUGUGAUAGUUUUCUGUCGUAAAUGGGGAGUUGGGCUAGUUGUUGUUGGACCAGAGGCUCCGCUUGUUGCAGGUCUUGCUAAUGACCUCGUUAAGGAGGGAAUUCCUACCUUUGGCCCCUCUUCAGAAGCAGCUGCUUUAGAAGGUUCUAAGAACUUUAUGAAGAGUUUAUGCGAUAAAUAUGGAAUUCCAACUGCAAAGUAUCAAGCAUUUACGGACCCAUCCGCUGCAAACGAGUACAUCAAACAGGAAGGCGCCCCCAUUGUUGUCAAAGCUGAUGGAUUGGCUGCUGGUAAAGGAGUUAUUGUUGCCAUGACAUUGGAGCAAGCAUAUGAGGCGGUUGAUUCUAUGCUUGUGGAAAAUGCUUUUGGUUCUGCUGGUUCUCGAGUCAUCGUAGAGGAAUAUCUGGAAGGAGAGGAAGCAUCGUUUUUUGCCCUGGUAGAUGGUGAGCAUGCCAUACCUUUAGAAUCUGCUCAAGACCACAAACGAGUUGGGGACGGCGAUACAGGACCAAAUACUGGUGGGAUGGGGGCAUAUUCUCCGGCUCCUGUCUUGACAAAAGAACUGCAAUCAGUGGUCAUGGAGUCUAUAAUUUUCCCUACAGUAAAGGGAAUGGCUGAAGAAGGCUGCAAGUUUGUCGGGGUUCUGUAUGCCGGGCUCAUGAUUGAGAAGAAAACUGGUUUUCCGAAGUUAAUUGAGUACAAUGUGCGCUUUGGAGAUCCAGAAUGCCAUGUGUUGAUGGUCCGGUUAGAGUCUGAUUUGGCCGCAGUUCUGUUGGCAGCUUGUCGUGGGAAGCUGCGUGGGGUGUCUUUGGACUGGUCCCAUGGGUCAGCGAUGGUGGUUGUAAUGGCAAGUAAAGGCUACCCCGGGAGCUACCAGAAAGGAACGGUCAUCCAUAAGCUUGAGGAAGCAGAGCAGGUUGCUCCGUCAGUCAAAGUUUUCCACGCUGGGACUGCUUUUGAUGCAGAUGGAAAUUUCAUAGCUACUGGGGGACGUGUUCUUGGAGUCACAGCGAAAGGGGAGGAUCUUGAAGAGGCGCGAGAUAGAGCCUACCAAGCCGUUGAACAAAUUAGCUGGCCUGGAGGUUUUUAUAGACGAGAUAUUGGUUGGAGAGCACUAUCUCAGAAACAAUAUUCUUAAGGGUGAACUCCUAUAAUUGUAUGUUACAUAUGGAGGGAGUAUGAUAACAUUUUUGGAGCGUGAUAUGGAUAUCAGCUUAUUGAUCGUAUCAGACAACUCAUCUGGCAUGGUGUUUGAUCGGACUGAAGUAUCUAUAAUGGAGCCAUCCAAUGUUAGACUAAAUGAAAAGAUCCGGGAAUAGAUUGAAAACCUUGGAUUAAGAAUAGAACACUUUAACCAUAAUAAGUGUUUAUUUUUUUCUGGAAUGAGUAUGAUUAGCUGCAAUGUGUUAUAUGCACAUAUGAUUUUGUAACUUAAUAAUCUAGUUGGAUCGCUGUACUUCUUUGUUUACGGAGUAGACUUUGAUAUGAUUCUCUAUUGUAUA